AUGGAUUGGGGUCCUGACACUUGGCGACCCUAUGGACAAUGGACUAGUGAAGGACCACUGAGGAACACCACUUGGCGACCUGGACCCAGUGGAGUGCACUCAUCUUACCUGAAUUCAAGGAGUGGUUUUGAGAUACAACGCACAGCUUAUCAUCCUCAUCCGUAUGCUCGAGUCAGUUUCUUCAAUCAAGCUGUUCCCACUCCUCAUGCAGAACUCUCCCGUCAUCGCUCGGAGUUUCGAGAAGCUCGCACCACCAUCAGCAGGGGUUUGUUUGCAGACUUCUCGGAAAGUGCUGUUCCUGACCCGCUGAUUCUUAACUGCGAGAUUAGUGCACAAAAGGUGGACAUCAGCUGGAAACCUCCAACACAUUUGAAAAGCAUCCGAUACCUUCUAGAAGUUCAGGACAAAGAAUCCGGGCGAAAUAUUCGAUUAGAAUGUGAAAAUAUCAAGGAUGGCAGCGUCAUAGCAGCUGUAUACAAAGAAAUUAAAGCUACGUUCAGCUACGACGAAAUGAAAAGAAUGUAUUUUAAAUGCGUCAACUUUGUUGGGACACAAAUGCAAGCUUUUGAAGUUUUGUAUAGAUGUAAACCGCGAGAAUACUGGGAUGAAAUUCAUAAUUGUCGCGAUGACCUCAUGGAAAAGUACAUAAAGGACAACAAUGGUCAACCAGCAAAUCGUAUUAAUGGCAUCAUUUCUGGCCUGUUCUUCUCUGCUCGGGUUUACGCCGAUGGUUCGCUGCCUACUCAUUCGCCAUUUGGAAAUGUGCGAAUGUUAGUGCCGCCUGGUGCUUUGCUCGAUCCAACUAUCAAUAAUUUCUACUUCGCCGAUUUUUAUUGCAACUACUACACCCACUAUGUUACGGUAGUGAUAUGCCGGAAAGGAUCGGAAACCGAUAAUUACUGCUACACAAGGCUGUACCAAAUGAGCCCAGAGGAUAAUCCCUUUCUUACGGGUAGAACAUUUAUUCUUUGUUCGAACAAGUUCAACAUACAGGUGGUUCCUUCCCCACAUCCACAUUAUCCACCCACUUAUUGGGUAAACAGUGGCGUGUGGGUCGAGAUCUACUACACGGAGGAUGUUCCUUUAUGGUUCGGACGCUUUGAUAAUAUUCAAACUACAGGUGCUGGGACAUCCAAAAUAGGCGGCCUACCGAACAAUAAACAUUGUGAGCGGUGCAACCUUUAUCCGGUGCCAUAUCCAGAUGAAGUUGUGGUUCUUGAUGACGAGACAGGCGCUGAUGCAGGUGUUGCCGAUAUCACAGUGGCUGAAGAUCCGUUGAAUUCAACCUUCCGGGUGCUUAUGAAUGAGCGUAAAGGUGACGUUGCUGAAGAAUGGGAAGACAUAGUUGAAGUCAUCUGUGGUAUGGUUGAUCAGGUGUGCGAGAUGGACAAUCAGCCAAAGGUGGGUUUUCUCUUGCUCGUUUGCUCUUAGAA
Messenger RNA from Strongylus vulgaris, 1433 nucleotides. NCBI's taxonomy places the organism in Eukaryota, Metazoa, Nematoda, Chromadorea, Rhabditida, Strongylidae. The record is from the annotation of a GenBank genome assembly.